Molecule: messenger RNA, 3594 nt
Organism: Rubroshorea leprosula
Lineage: Eukaryota; Viridiplantae; Streptophyta; Magnoliopsida; Malvales; Dipterocarpaceae
Source: the annotation of a GenBank genome assembly
GUCUAUUGAUAAAGCUAAGGCACAGUUCGGCCUCAAACUCAGAAGCAGCCAUGGCGAUCCUCGCGCUCCCGCUAGUCAUAUCUGUCCUCAAACCUCACACACACCGCCUCUCUCUCCUCCGCUCCGGCAAAUCCAGCCCUAUCCUACUAUACAAGCUUCCCCGGAGCCGUCGCUACUUCAGCGGAGCAGCUGCUUCUGCAAGUAGCACCUCUUCGAUUCAACAACAGCAUUCCUCAACCGACGCUCAGAAAAUUUCCAUUCCGACUUUUCAACAGGCAAUUCAGCGGCUCCAGGAAUAUUGGGCGUCGGUUGGAUGUGCGGUGAUGCAGUGCAGCAAUACGGAGGUUGGAGCGGGGACUAUGAAUCCUCUGACGUUUUUGAGAGUUCUUGGUCCAGAGCCAUGGAAUGUUGCGUAUGUGGAACCCAGCAUUCGGCCAGAUGAUAGUCGUUAUGGGGAAAACCCAAACAGGCUCCAACGCCACACUCAAUUUCAGGUUAUAUUAAAGCCUGAUCCGGGAAAUUCACAAGACCUCUUUCUCCGUAGCCUUUCUGCUUUAGGUAUUGAUGUUAGUGAACAUGACAUAAGGUUUGUGGAGGACAACUGGGAGAGCCCGGUACUGGGUGCUUGGGGAUUAGGUUGGGAAAUCUGGAUGGAUGGCAUGGAGAUCACACAAUUCACCUAUUUUCAGCAGGCUGGAAGUCUUCAAUUGUCACCAAUAUCUGUUGAAAUCACUUAUGGUCUUGAGCGUAUACUUAUGUUGCUUCAGGGUGUUGAUCAUUUUAAGAAGAUUCAGUAUGCUGAUGGGAUCACAUAUGGGGAGCUUUUCUUGGAAAAUGAGAAGGAAAUGAGUGCAUAUUAUUUAGAACAUGCCAGUGUUCACCACAUUAAAAAGCAUUUUGAUUAUUUUGAGGAAGAAGCUCGUUCCUUGCUUGCUUCAGGCCUUGCAAUCCCUGCGUAUGACCAGCUUCUGAAGACAUCUCAUGCUUUUAAUAUCUUAGACUCUAGAGGCUUUGUAGGUGUAACAGAACGUGCCCGUUAUUUUGGUCGGAUGCGUAGUUUAGCUCGUCAAUGUGCACAACUUUGGUUGAAAACUAGAGAAUCCCUAGGACAUCCUCUUGGUAUUGUUUCUGAAUCUGUUGAACUCACAUGUUCUAAAGAGGCUCUGGAGGCAGCAGUGGGAAAGGUGGAUGAUGCUACUAGGUCAUUUGUUCUUGAAAUUGGGACUGAAGAGAUGCCACCUCAGGAUGUAGUUAGUGCGAGCCAGGAACUCAAAGAUUUAAUGUUGCAGUUACUAGAAAAACAAAGACUGAACCACGGUGAAGUUCAAGCUUUUGGAACUCCUCGCAGAAUAGUGGUUUCCAUUGAGAGUCUUUGCUCUAAGCAAUCUGAUAAUGAGGUUGAGGUUCGAGGACCUCCUAUUUCAAAAGCCUUUGAUCAAGAGGGAAGACCAACAAAGGCUGCUGAAGGUUUUUGCCGCAGAUAUGACAUUUCACUUGACUCAUUGUUUCGAAAGGUUGAUGGAAAAACAGAGUAUGUUUAUGCUUUCAUAAAAGAGUCUGCCCGUCAUGCCUUAGAGGUUCUAUCUGAAGAGUUACCAGCUACUCUAGCUAAGAUAUCAUUUCCAAAGUCCAUGCGCUGGAACUCUCAGGUUAUGUUCAGCAGACCUGUACGUUGGAUUCUGGCAAUCCAUGGAGAUGCAGUUAUUCCAUUUGUGUUUGCUGGAAUUUUGAGUGGAAACCUAUCUUAUGGUCUGCGAAAUACACCCUCAGCUACAAUCAUGAUUAAAAGUGCAGAAUCUUAUGCUUCUGUAGUGAGGAAUGCUGGAAUUAGUAUUGAAAUUGAGAAAAGGAAGAAAAAGAUAUUGGAGUGCUUAAAUGCAUUAGCAAAAAGUGUCAAUGGAAAUGCUGUUAUUCAGGAAAACUUACUAAAUGAGGUUGUGAAUCUUGUUGAGGCACCUGUUCCAGUGCUUGGAAAGUUCAAAGAAUCCUUCUUAGACCUUCCAGAAGAUCUUUUAACUAUGGUUAUGCAGAAGCACCAGAAAUACUUUGCUGUUAUUGAUGAUAAUGGAAGGCUGUUACCAUACUUCAUUGCUGUGGCAAAUGGAGCAAUCAAUGAGAUGGUGGUAAGGAAAGGAAAUGAAGCUGUUCUCAGAGCUCGCUAUGAAGAUGCAAAGUUCUUCUAUGAGAUGGAUACACGUAAAAAAUUCAUGGAUUUCCGUAGUCAACUUAAAGGAAUUCUUUUUCACGAGAAGUUAGGAACAAUGCUGGACAAGAUGAUGCGAGUGGAAAGUAUAGUUCCCAAACUAAGUAUUGACUUGGGAAUUAAUGAGGAAAUGGGUCAAACUGUUCAGGAAGCAGCAUCACUUGCUAUGUCAGAUCUUGCUACUGCUGUUGUCACUGAAUUCACUUCUCUCUCUGGAAUAAUGGCCCGCCAUUACGCCCUUAGAGAUGGCUAUUCAGAGCAGAUUGCAGAGGCCUUGUUAGAGAUCACACUUCCUAGAUUUUCUGGAGAUCAGCUUCCAAAAAGUGAUGUGGGGACAAUUCUGGCUAUAGCUGACAGAUUAGAUAGCCUUGUUGGCUUAUUUGCUGCUGGCUGCCAGCCUAGCUCUACCAAUGAUCCAUUUGGCCUGCGAAGAAUUGCCUAUGGUUUAGUUCAAAUACUGGUAGAUAAGGAUAAAAAUAUGGACUUGAAACAUGCUUUGGGACUGGCUGCUGAUGUUCAACCCAUUAAAGUAGAUACCAGUGUAAUAGAGGAUGUACAACAAUUUGUCACUAGGAGAUUGGAGCAAUUCCUGGUUGACAAGGGGAUUAGUCCAGAAGUGGUUCGUUCUGUACUUGCAGAGCGUGCAAACUUGCCUUCUCUGGCUACAAAAACAGCAUGGAAAAUGGAAGCUUUGUUGAAGGGUGAACUUUUCCCUAAAGUUGUAGAAGCGUAUUCUCGGCCAACAAGAAUUGUUCGUGGAAAGGAUGUGGAUUCUGAUAGUGAGGUGGAUGAUGCUGCAUUUGAAACAAAUGAAGAGAGAGCCUUGUGGAGUGCUUUCUUGUCCAUCAAAAACAAAAUUCACCCGGGUAUUGAGGUUGAUGAUUUUGUCGAAAUGUCAUCAGGACUAGUACAACCACUGGAGGACUUUUUCGAUAAUGUGUUUGUAAUGGUGGAGGAAGAAAGAAUAAGGAAGAACAGGCUCUCCUUGCUUAAGAAAAUUGCAGAUCUUCCAAAAGGAAUAGCAGACCUCUCAGUUUUGCCAGGAUUUUAAGUUAAGCAGCCCCUCAUCGAUUUUUACCCUUCAGAAGAGGAGAAUCCAUGGUCUAUGUUUUUGGCAUCGACUAGUAGAGAACAUAUCAACUAUAUGCUGAAAUUCAAUCAGGGCAUGGCUAAUUUAACAGGUUUUGGAUAGGCCAGUGAAAUAUAUGCAAUGCAUCCCCUGUAUCAUCCAUCAUGAUUUUUUUACAAAAAUAAAAAUAAAGAAAGAGAGAGGAUGAAGAGAGAAGGAAAGAAAGAAAGAAAGAAACAACUACAAAUUUUCGAAACUGAUUAAAGUAAAAUUUUUUUUUUUAUGUUUUCUUCUGAACUCUUAACAAACCCUGGAAUGCAUU